UUAUUGGUUCUCUGAGAGUUGCGGAGCAGAGACGACCUUUUAUCUAGAGAAUAGUGCCGCGUAGUGCGCAGGCGUGUUCAGUGUUGUAAUAUUAAAACUAAAAACAUGGAAUAAAACGGAGGAAACAUAUCUGUUCAGAAAAAUGGGAAAUACACUUUCUGAACCUAUCACCACGAAGGAGACAACAUCACUGCAGAAUAGUUCGGUAAUGGUAGCUUCGAGUUCCAUGCAGGGAUGGAGGGUAUCCAUGGAAGACGCCCAUCAACACAUUCUUGAACUCUCUCCUGAAGACCCUAAAGCGUCAUAUUACGCAGUAUUUGACGGUCAUGGUGGAGCUAAAAUAGCUAAAUACGCUUCUAUUCACCUACACAGGAUCAUAGUGAACAGACCGGAGUAUAAAACCGGCGAUAUUUCGACAGCAAUUAAAGAGGGCUUUCUUGAAAAUGAUAGAAACAUGAAGGCCUCGCCCGAUCUCAUGAACGAAAUGGCAGGGUGUACUUCCAACGUAGUACUUAUUAAAGAUGGUGUCUUGUAUUGUGGAAAUGCCGGGGAUUCUCGGUGUAUUGCCGGUGUCGGCGGAACGGCGGUUGCCCUGUCGACCGACCAUAAACCAAAUGAUCCGGCGGAAAAGCAGAGGAUAACGGAAGCGGGUGGAUUUGUGGAAUUUAACCGAGUUAACGGAAAUCUAGCACUUUCCCGGGCCUUGGGUGAUUUCGUGUUUAAAAUGAACGAUGAUUUGGACCAGGUAAACUCACUUAAUACUGAGCCAAAGUACGACCCUGAGAGAAAACAUAUGGAUAAAGCUAACCGAAAGUACGACCCUGAGAGAAAAUAUAUGGAUAAAACUAACCGAAAGUACGACCCUGAGAGAAAACAUAUGGAUAAAGCUAACCGAAAGUAUGACCCUGAGAGAAAAUAUAUGGAUAAAGCUAACCGAAAGUAUGACCCUGAGAGAAAACAUAUGGAUAAAACUAACCGAAAGUACGACCCUGAGAGAAAAUAUAUGGAUAAAGCUUACCGAAAGUACGACCCUGAGAGAAAAUAUAUGGUUAAAGCUAACCGAAAGUAUGACCCUGAGAGAAAAUAUAUGGUUAAAGCUAAUAGAAAGUAUGACCCUGAGAGAAAAUAUAUGGUUAAAGCUAACCGAAAGUACGACCCUGAGAGAAAAUAUAUGGUUAAAGCUAACCGAAAGUAUGACCCUGAGAGAAAACAUAUGGAUAAAACUAACCGAAAGUACGACCGUGAGAGAAAAUAUAUGGAUAAAACUAACCGAAAGUAUGACCCUGAGAGAAAACAUAUGGAUAAAGCUAACCGAAAGUAUGACCCUGAGAGAAAAUAUAUGGAUAAAGCUAACCGAAAGUACGACCCUGAGAGAAAAUAUAUGGAUAAAACUAACCGAAAUUGCAGAUGCUUGGCACCAGACUGUCAAGUUGGAGGAUUAGGCUGUGACAAUAUGACCGUUGUUAUUGUCUGUUUCUUGAAUAAUAAACCCUGGAGUAGUCUGGUUGAACGCUGCUCCAUCAUCUCCUCGUCCUCAACCCAGUCCUCACAUGAGGCUCCGGAGAUAGACGAGGAUACGAGAAGUUUAGUCGCGACCGCAGAAGAUAUUAGUCUAGGACGGGUUCCUAAUCUGGAGAAAUAAACACGCGUGGAUUUUUGCGUAAUUUCAAUGAAUUGUGUUGCGUCAACACUUUGGUGAAUUAUGAACUCAACCACAACACUUUUCAACUCAAUGUUUGUCAGUAAUUAAUAAUGUUUUGUCCAAAGCUGACAAUGGACGCUAAAUAUGCUUGGAAGUCAAUGUGGAAAUAUUUUAAAGAAUUGUUUUUUAUAUAGAAGAAGGCUUUCUUGGAGGACGAAUUGCUCUGUAAAGCCUUUUAUCCUUAUUGAUGAAAAUGCGAAAUAUUAAAUAACUAUUUUAUUUUAAUCUUGAUCUGACUUAAUGAAUUAUUAUACCAAAUUCUAGUCUAUUUUUCCUUAAAUAUCUAUGAAAACAAAUGGCCCACGACUCAUGAAAUAAAGCAUCUAUGAAUUC
Eurytemora carolleeae is the source of this 2035-nucleotide messenger RNA. RefSeq lists its product as uncharacterized. Bases 143 to 1642 code for a protein of 499 amino acids. NCBI's taxonomy places the organism in Eukaryota, Metazoa, Arthropoda, Copepoda, Calanoida, Temoridae. Gene Ontology annotation, molecular function: cation binding; protein serine/threonine phosphatase activity. The transcript has 4 exons. The record is from RefSeq and is a predicted model, not a curated record. Gene Ontology annotation, biological process: protein dephosphorylation.